CCUACCAAACUUCUAACGCAUACAACCUUCCUCGAACACAACCCUGCUCUUAUCCCCUCCUCGCUCCAUCUCUCACCUUCUCCCCUUCGUUCCACCCCCAACACAAUGGAAGCCAACAACCAUCCUUCCUCCUCCCUCCCCAGCCCCCAAACCCAAGAGGACCAGCAAACCCAACUCCCCACCACCACCAGUCUCCCAUUGGCCACCAUCUCCCUCUCUGUUCUCCCCUCUUACGUCUCUCUCUUCUCUUCCUCCACCACCUCCCUCAAAUCCUCCUCCUUCUCCCCCUUCUCUUCCCACCUCAAGAUCCCCUCCCAGAUCUCCUCCCUUUCACUCUCCCUCUUCUCUCCUCCCUCCAAGCCCCACUCCAAGCUCUCCACCCCUUCCAAGAUCUCCAAUUCCCUUCUCCUUUCGCCUUCCCCCAUCGUCAUCCGCCGCCCCGCCGACCCAUCCGCCGGCGCCGCCGCCCGCCGCUGCUCCAUCGUCUGGUUCCGCUCCGACCUCCGCCUCCACGACCACGAGGCGCUCUCCGCUGCCAACGCCGACUCCCUCUCCCUCCUCCCCGUAUUCCUCUUCGACCCCCGCGACUUCGGCCGUUCCCCCGCGGGCUUCGACCGCACCGGACCCUGCCGCGCCCGCUUCCUCGUCGAUUCUGUUUCCGAUCUCCGCGCUGGGCUGCGCCGCCGCGGAUCGGACCUCGUGGUGCGGGUCGGCCGCCCGGAGGUGGUGCUGCCGGAGCUGGCGCGCGCGGCCGGCGCUGACGCCGUGUACGCCCACCGGGAGGUGUCCCACGACGAGGCGCGUGCGGAGGAACGGGUCGCGGAGGCGAUGGAGGCCGAGGGGGUCGAGGUAAAGUACUUCUGGGGCAGCACGCUGCACCACGUGGAUGAUUUGCCGUUCGAUCUGGAGCACAUGCCUACCAACUAUGGAGGGUUUAGGGAGAAGGUGAAGGGCGUGUCUGUGAGGAAGACGAUUGAGACCCCAGAGGAGGUUAGGGGUCUUCCAUCGAGGGGUGAUAUCGAGCCUGGGGAGAUCCCAAGCUUGCAAGACCUUGGGCUGAAUCAGGAUGGGAAAUCUGUCACGAGUGUUCCUCUUGUGGGUGGUGAGACUGAAGCACUAGAGAGAUUGAAGAAAUUUGCUGCUGAAUGUCAUGCCCAACCAAAUGAUGGAAAUAAGGAUAAUACUAGGGAUAACAUAUAUGGUGCUAAUGUCUCGUGCAAAAUCUCUCCAUGGCUAGCAACGGGAUGCCUUUCUCCUCGCUUCAUGUUUGAGGAGCUAAAGAAGACUGCGACUAGGGCUAUAUCUGCCACUUCAUCACGGAGGAAUGGUGUUGAUCCAGCAGAUGGUGGGAUGAACUGGUUGAUGUUUGAAUUAAUGUGGAGGGAUUUCUUCAGGUUUAUCACCAAGAAGUGCAACUCCCCGAAGAAAAAGGUGGAGGGUGUACCAGCUACGGCUUGCGCUGGUGCUCUAGUCUAACUAGUCUGCUUGCCUUGGUUUGGUCCCAAAUUUAAAUGCAUCCUUGGCCUGUGAAAUCGAAGGUACUCUCGAAGUCAAUCUUCUUUUAAUUUCCUGUAAUUGUCGCACCUCGGUGUUGUUGUCUUGUCUCAGACAUCAACUUUGAGCUACCAGUUUUUGUUCUGGUCAGAAUAAUCGGCCACUUGUGCCCUUGAUUGA
Musa acuminata AAA Group (dessert banana) is the source of this 1674-nucleotide messenger RNA. Its product is annotated as blue-light photoreceptor PHR2-like. The transcript has 4 exons. NCBI's taxonomy places the organism in Eukaryota, Viridiplantae, Streptophyta, Magnoliopsida, Zingiberales, Musaceae. Bases 106 to 1476 code for a protein of 456 amino acids. Gene Ontology annotation, molecular function: DNA binding; deoxyribodipyrimidine photo-lyase activity; FAD binding. The record is from RefSeq and is a predicted model, not a curated record. Gene Ontology annotation, biological process: photoreactive repair.